CGUCUCAGCCAAUAGCUGCCGACGAUUUCAGUACGAAACUGAUCCAAUAGAAGGCAACAGCACGUCCAAUCAGAACGCAGCUUUGGCAGCAGAGAGUUCGCCUACAGCGACGGUCGGACGUGUAACUCAUAUAGAGUUGAAGAAAUACCAGGCGAAAAAUAAAAGGCAGGGGUGUGUAUAUGUGUGUGAGAGAGGGGGUAGGCUGCAUCAGGAGCAGCUAUGGGUGAGAUCGAGGGCACCUACCGCUCCUUGCAGACCCCUGCAGGGACACGGCUCGGAGCUCAGUAUAACACCGGCAUCAGCACCCUGGAGCCCGGGCAGAGCCUCAGUGCGGCUAUGGGAGCAGGAGGGAAAGGCCACAACAAGGGCCUUCAGAUCCGUGUGCAGGGCCUGGAUGAUGCUCAGGAGUUCUAUGAGCUUGAGUCAAGAGCGGAUGGGCAAUCUCUUUUCUCUGAGGUGUUCAGACGGAUCAAUCUCAUUGAGAGCGAUUAUUUUGGUCUGGAGUUCCAGAACCUGCAGAUGAACUGGGUUUGGCUGGAGCCCACCAAGCUCAUAAUGAAACAAGUGAGACGGCCGAUGAACACACUCUUUCGGCUGUCAGUGAAGUUCUUUCCUCCAGAUCCUGGUCAGCUUCAGGAGGAGUUUACUAGGUACUUGUUUUCUCUGCAAAUCAAGAGGGAUCUAAUGGAUGGUCGACUGAACUGUACAGAAAACACUGCUGCCCUGCUUGCCUCUCAUUUGGUGCAAUCUGAGAUCGGUGACUAUGAUGACAUAGCAGACAGGGAGUUUCUGAAGAUGAAUAAAUUGCUGCCAUAUCAGGAACGUGUGCAAGAAAAGAUCAUGGAGCUCCACCGCAGACACACGGGGCAGACCCCAGCAGAAUCAGAUUUCCAGGUUCUGGAGAUUGCUCGUAAACUGGAGAUGUAUGGGGUUCGCUUUCAUCCCGCUGCUGACCGAGAAGGCACCAAGAUCAACCUGGCUGUAGCACACAUGGGCCUGCAGGUCUUUCAGGGCCACACCAAAAUUAACACCUUCAACUGGUCCAAGAUUCGGAAGCUGAGCUUCAAGAGGAAACGAUUUCUAAUUAAACUGCACCCAGAAGUUCAUGGUCCUCAUCAGGAUACGCUGGAAUUUCUAAUGGGCAGUCGAGAUCAGUGUAAGAUCUUCUGGAAGAACUGUGUGGAACAUCACUCAUUUUUCCGUCUGUUAGACCAGCCUCAGCCCAAGUCCAAAGCCAUCUUCUUCAGCAGAGGAUCCUCCUUCAGAUACAGUGGGAGGACGCAGAAACAGCUUGUUGAGUAUGUAAGGGACAGCGGGUUGAGAAGAACCCCUUACCAGAGGAGGAACAGUAAGAUUCGCAUGUCGACACGUUCCUUGGCUUCUGAUGUGCUCAAACAGAACCUGUCUUUUAACGACAGUCUAAGGGCUCCCGUGUCUCCUUCCUCUGUCACCGCCUCUUUCCACUCCCUGCAUGCCCCCAGCUCACCUAUGCGGACAGAGCCCGCGAACCAGCCUCUGAAUCUUCAACAGACGCAGCAGCCUCCAAGAGCCCCCAGCCCAACGCAGCAGGACUCCAUCAAGAACUCCCAAUCCACCUACGCCUUCCCAGACUCACUGACAGCCAUUGACAGCCCACAGCUGUCUCCCUUCAAUGCCAAGGGUGCUCUGUGUCUGUCGCCCUCCUUCCAGAUGUCAACCCUCAGUCUUCCCGGCCAGGCACCCUCACCCCUGCAGAGUCCCAUCUUGAAUGAGGUGGGCAGUGCCAGACUAGAGGAAGACGAAGAGGGCAGGAGGAAGAGAUAUCCCACUGACAAAGCCUACUUCAUUGCUAAAGAGAUUCUGACAACAGAGCGGACUUACCUGAAGGAUCUGGAGGUCAUCACAGUGUGGUUCCGCAGUGCAGUGAUUAAAGAAAAUGCCAUGCCUGAGGGUCUCAUGACCCUACUGUUCUCCAACAUCGACCCCAUAUAUGAGUUCCACAGAGGCUUUCUCAAAGAAAUUGACCAAAGACUGGCUCUCUGGGAGGGGCGCUCUAACGCUCAUGUAAAAGGAGAUUACCAACGAAUUGGAGAUGUAAUGCUGCGCAACAUGUGUGCUCUGAAGGAGUUCACAGGCUACCUGCAGAAGCAUGAUGAGGUGUUAACAGAGCUUGAGAAAGCCACAAAGCGUGUAAAGAAGUUGGAGACAGUGUAUAAGGAGUUUGAGCUACAGAAGGUGUGCUACCUACCACUCAACACCUUCCUGCUGAAGCCCAUCCAGAGACUCAUGCACUACAAACUCAUCCUGGAGCGUCUGUGUAAACAUUACGCCCCACAACACAGAGACUAUGAAGACUGCAAAGAGGCCUUAAAAGAAGUUGCAGAGAUUGCUGCUCAGCUGCAGAGCAGUCUGAUUCGACUGGAGAACUUUCAGAAGCUGACAGAACUUCAGAGGGAUCUGAUUGGCAUUGAGAACCUUACAGCUCCAGGAAGAGAAUUCGUCAGGGAAGGUUGUCUUUAUAAGCUCACCAAGAAGGGUUUGCAGCAGAGGAUGUUUUUUCUUUUUUCAGACAUGCUGCUGUACACAAGCAAAGGGGUGACUGCAACCAAUCAGUUCAAAGUUCAUGGACAGCUUCCUCUACAUGGGAUGAUUGUGGAGGAGAGUGAGAAUGAGUGGUCUGUCCCUCACUGUUUCACCAUAUAUUCUGCUCAGCGGACCAUUGUAGUGGCAGCCAGCUCCAAAGUAGAGAUGAACAAAUGGAUCGAAGAUCUGAACAUGGCUAUUGAUAUGUCAAAGAAAUGUCAGGAGAAAUCAGACGUUCUGUUGUACCCAAACCUGUGUGAUCGCUCCAACAGAUCAUCAGAUGAGAUGUCUCUGGAGCAGGAGUCAGAGGAUGAUAUGAACUCCUCCCGCUGCUCUCUGGACAAGCAGAGCCACCACAGGGCCAACACCACCAUGCAUGUGUGCUGGCACCGCAACACCAGCGUCUCUAUGUCUGACCACAGCCUAGCCGUAGAGAACCAGCUGUCUGGUUACCUCCUAAGGAAGUUCAAGAACAGCAACGGCUGGCAGAAACUCUGGGUCGUCUUUACCAACUUCUGCCUGUUCUUUUAUAAGACACAUCAGGAUGACUUCCCUCUGGCCAGUCUACCAUUGCUAGGUUAUACAGUCAGCACCCCAGGCGAAUCGGAUAGCAUCCAUAAGGAGUACGUCUUCAAGCUGCAGUUCAAAUCCCAUGUUUACUUCUUCAGGGCAGAGAGCGAGUAUACAUUUGAAAGAUGGAUGGAGGUGAUCAAAAGUGCAGCGAGCUCCACGGGACGCAUGAGUCUUCUCGUACCCAAAGGCCCAACAGAGAUGAACGGGGGGAGCUGAGUGUGUCAGACUGAUGUCCUGGAGCUGAGGGCUGGGCCCACUGUCUGCCAGGACCAAACGCACCAUCAUUUGAUCUUUUCUGAUUCGUGGCUCUAAGAGAAGCAUCAUCAUCAUCAUAAUAACUUGAUUCUUGACUCUGGACAGUUCGCUCUCUGCAUCCCGGGAGUUUGAGCAGCUUAUUGAAACCUUGGAACGAAGGAGCUAGUGGGAAAGUUUCAGCGCUCUAAUUCCAACGUUUCUGUUUGUUUUCCUCUCGUGUUCUCCCUAAUGAAACAUAAAGUGGGCAUCUUGCUCAUCUAGAACCACAUUAGACUGAAUUAAGUUAUGUUUGGUAUUGUUCUUACAAUUAUUAUUGCUGUAUUCAAGUUUUUAAGGUCUUUGCUAAGAUGAAUCUGUCAUGUAUGACGAUAUUUAAUAUCCUUGUCAGAACGGACUCUUGUUAUGCCAGUUAUUCAGUAGAAAUCUUGUCCUACAGGACCAGAAUAAUGAUGUCAAUUAUUUGUCCUGGGACAACAUGACUGAAUACUACUGAGGGGAGUGUUGACAAACAAAGGUUUGUAAGUCUAGCUGGUACAGUAAGUGAGAUGAAGGACUAGUGCUGUAAAAUGUCUCUCACUGAUGUAGGAAUAAUGUAACUUUGGUCCGAGAGCGUGUUUACAGGUAGGUGUAAGCGUUUUCUCCCCUUUGAAGGGAGAGGAUGUCAUUUUGGUACAGGAAGGAAAUCGGAGAGGAAUAGAAAUUAUGUUAUUUUGACGAUGAGGCAGCCGUAUCAUUGAAUCGCGUAUUGGCUUGUCCUCUUCCAGCAUAGGUCAAAAGCAUGUCUUGAAGGUCAUUAUUGUGUGACUGGUACUAUUUAGGGGAUUUUAAGUUCUGAUCCAUUGAUUUUGAUCUCACAGCAUUGAUUUUGUUUAAAUCUGAAAACUAAUCAGAUAUUUAUUUUAAAGUGAAGACUGACCAAAAACAUAUGCUAACCAAACUAAAUGUAAUGUUUUAAAUGAUGUAUUCACAAAUGUCACUAGUUUUGAUUUUUAGAUACUUGAUGGAUAAUACGCUCAGUUCUAAACUGACCCCGAUAAGGGGAAAGAGGGUCAUCCACAGUGUAAUUUUGCACGUUUCUUUCGGUUUCUGCCAUCUACACACAGGGAAGUGGUUCUGGGGAAGUUAGUUUUGUUUAAAACUGAGGUUGAAAAAAGCGCAAGUCAAGAUGUUUUUGGUCAGACUCUAAAUGCUAAAAUUUAAGUUAGUAUCAGCAGCCUAAAACUGCCAGUUCCCUAUUUUAUUAUACUGUAUAUGUGAUUUUUUUCAAGUAUAUUAUUAAUUAAUUUACAAGUUCUUUCCCUGUGAUCCAUUGAUCAACAAGCUUUUUUUUUUUUUUUUUUACUACCAAUAUUUUUUGCGAGGCAUAUCUCACUAUAUAUGUUACGGUCUCGUUUUGUUAGAAGGCCAGUUGAGUUAUUUGUUAUUUUAGUAGCAUGAUUAAGCAGAGUUCCACAGCAUGUGUGACAGUGUUACGUUUACUUAUCGGCUUACACGAAGACAGAUCUGUACGAUAUCUGAUUUGGGAGACUUUUUUUUGCAUCUUUUUGGAUUAUUGAUUGUAUUUAUAAGGCUUUUGACAUUGUCCGUUCAACAUGCUGUACAGGGUCCAACCAAAGACCUAAAAAAUUCUUGCGCAAGCCUGAAAAGGUUGGCCAAAGUUAGUCGGCCACACAGUGUUGCUUUGUGUACUCAACAAUAUACUGUAAGCAGCUAUCAUCUCGACAUGAGCUCAGCUAGUCUGAUGUGUUUCAAAUCCCUCUUAAUUCACUAAUGCACUGUGUGGGCUCAUGAUCUCCACCCAUUUUUGUACAUUUUAUGCAAGGACUGGAAUCAUUUUCUUUCUCAUGUUCUGUGUCUGGCAAUAAGAGCGUUGGAUGAAAGUUUUUUUUCCAUUCUGGAAUGCUAAAGACGAGAAAAGGGAGUUUACUCAAAGUCCUCAGUUUCCCGUCUCAUUCAGAGAGGCACUAAACAGAGUUUUGAUGAAAUGGCUUCUCUCCGACUUUACUAUUUAUUUUGUGUAGCAUGUUGCUGAGGCGUUGCUCCUGUACACACCGCAUGUAGUACGUUCCAUGUUAUGAUAAUGAGGGAUAUCAAAUAAAACUGAACAGUGUAAA
This is a messenger RNA of Ctenopharyngodon idella (grass carp), 5504 nucleotides long. It is a transcript of the gene farp2, whose product is annotated as FERM, RhoGEF and pleckstrin domain protein 2. Gene Ontology annotation, molecular function: guanyl-nucleotide exchange factor activity; cytoskeletal protein binding. The transcript has 27 exons. Gene Ontology annotation, cellular component: cytoskeleton. NCBI's taxonomy places the organism in Eukaryota, Metazoa, Chordata, Actinopteri, Cypriniformes, Xenocyprididae. The record is from RefSeq and is a predicted model, not a curated record. The coding region runs from base 220 to 3351 and encodes 1043 amino acids.